Messenger RNA from Bombyx mori (domestic silkworm), 5436 nucleotides. Its product is annotated as probable cytosolic Fe-S cluster assembly factor GL21135. The coding region runs from base 116 to 1573 and encodes 485 amino acids. Lineage: Eukaryota; Metazoa; Arthropoda; Insecta; Lepidoptera; Bombycidae. Gene Ontology annotation, cellular component: cytosolic [4Fe-4S] assembly targeting complex. The record is from RefSeq and is a predicted model, not a curated record. Gene Ontology annotation, biological process: iron-sulfur cluster assembly. The transcript is spliced from 8 exons.
AUGUCAUUUUCAGCUGUGUUGAUAAAAUGUAACGUCAUAACCUUGCACUUUAUCAAAUUAAUCGUACAUCACAUUUAUUAUUUACUUCAUACCAAGACGCCUGUUCAAUAAUAAAAUGGCAUCUCGAUUUAGUGGUGCAUUACAACUUACGGAUCUUGACGAUUUCAUAACUCCUUCACAGGAAUGCGUAAAACCAAUCAAAAUCGACAAAUCUAAAACAAAGACAGGUGCCAAAAUAAAGAUUGGCGAAGGUGGGUACUUUGAUGUGUCAAGCGGAACAGAGCAGAAGUUGAAGAAAGUUGAAAUCACCUUAGCAGACUGUCUUGCGUGCAGUGGAUGCAUCACAUCUGCUGAGAGUGUGCUCAUUACUAAACAAAGUCAAGAAGAGCUACUUAAGGUAUUUUCAGACCGUAAAUACACAGACAGUAAAGGAGUGGUGAAGGAUGUUAGUUUAAUAGUAAUAUCUCUGUCGCCGCAACCCAUACUGUCACUAGCAGCUAGGUACAAGCUACCGCCUGAACAUGCCACAAAUAAAUUAGCAGGGUACUUUAAAAGUCUUGGAGCAGAUCUAGUUCUUGACAUGACGAUAGCAGAAGACUUAUCUCUGUUAGAAGCACAGCAAGAAUUUGUACAAAGGUAUCAGGAUCAACAGGCUGAUCCCAAUGGAAAAUAUCUUCCGAUGUUAGCCAGUUCGUGCCCUGGCUGGGUGUGCUAUGCUGAAAAAACGCACGGUAACUUUAUACUACCCUACAUAUCCACCACAAAAUCCCCACAACAAAUAAUGGGUUCUCUGGUAAAGCAAUACCUGUCCCGUACUAAGGAGCUUACUCCCGGAGAGGUGUACCACGUGACCGUCAUGCCGUGCUACGAUAAGAAACUAGAAGCAUCUCGGGAGGAAUUUUACAAUGAUUUGCUUAGCUGUCAUGAUGUAGACUGUGUCAUAACUGCGAUCGAGCUAGAACAAAUGUUGGACAACAGCAACAUGUCACUAAACGAUGCGGAGAGCUCUUCGUUGGACAGUCCGUGGGGUGAAGGGGCAGUCCGCCGACACCGGGGCUCCGGCUCUGGUGGCGGCGCCGACCAUGUCUUCCUCUACGGAGCCGAACAACUCUUUGGAGAGACCGAUGCUCAACUCGUGUAUAGGAAUCUGAGGAAUCCAGACUUCAAAGAGGUGACUUUAGAGAGAGACGGCAAAGAGGUGCUUCGUUUCGCGAUCGCCAACGGCUUCAGAAACAUUCAGAAUCUUGUCCAGAAACUAAAGAGGGGGAAGUCUCCCUACCACUACGUCGAAGUCAUGGCUUGUCCUUCAGGUUGCCUCAACGGCGGCGCCCAGGUGCGGGUCGGGGGGGGCCAGGCGCGGGCCGCGGGGGGCGAGGCGGGGCGCGAGCUCGUGCUGCGACUAGAGACGCUGUACUCGCAGCUACCGCUGGCCACGCCCGUCGAGAACAAGUUCCUGAGGAAACUGUACACGGACUGGCUCGACGGGAAAGAUUCGGAUAAAGCCAAGGCCGUCCUGCACACCACGUACCGCGCCGUCGAAAAGUCCGAUAUCGCCCUUAAUAUUAAGUGGUAGCUGCUCACGUUGACUGCCCGGGAGGGGGCGCCGCGGGGGGUUGGGGGGACCAACUUCUAAUUCCACUUUAUCAUUGUAGGCCGACGAACAUACGGCCUACCUGACGGUAAUUAGUCAUCGUCGCUCAUGGACAUCAACAAUGCCGAGGACACAGUCAAGCCGCUACAUUACCGCAGAAUUAACGUGGUUCAUUACCCUGUGCAUUACUUCAAAGUGCAAUUGAAUUCAGAGUGUUUUCGUCAAAUGUCUUUAUUUAUACUAGAGUUAUGUUUCACAACUAGGCGACUAAAUAUCAAUAUAUAAAAAAAAAGUCACCAUUAUUUUCUUCAAAGUUACAUGUAAUUGCUUUCUCGGACUGCAUGCGGCAAACGGCUCGGAUAACCAUUUAAUAUCAGAUAGGCCAUGAGAUUGUCCAACCAUCUUAGAAAUUAAUAAAUGACUUCUUUCGUUUAGUUAGGCCUAUCAUACGUCAUCUUUCCACUCACACCCCAACCCCCACUUCAAUGCCCACACUUCACGUAUUAACACUACACACUAAGUACGUAGCGGAUCUAACUACUUAGUACAGUAAAAAAAAAAAAAGAAAACUCUUUGAGUAGCACGAGUAGGUAUAGAAGCGAAGCCGAAGCGAAGGUAUAUAUUGAUAUACUGUACCCGUCCGCUUCGCUGAGCAUUUAAAAUUAACAUUUUUAACACUAAAAUUCCGACCGGUGGGGCUUUUGUGAGUUUUUGUGAGUUCGGUGUUCCGGGCUGUUUGCGAAGAAGAUAUGGAAAUGACACUGAUUUGUAUGUGGUUUUAAUAGAAAAGCGUCACAAUAACUAAAAUAAAAAUAAAAAGUUAAGAAAAGCUAAGAUGUACAAUAUUUUGCCGGUCGACAUCGCGCGACAGAGCUCUGUCUCAGCGGGGGGCAAGGCGGCGGCGGGGGCGGUAUCGCACGUUCGGAUACUUGGUUCCGUUAUAUCCUCCCCCUCCGAGUCACUAGAAUGCCUCGUUGGUGGCUCGGCAGAAGCAACAAGACGCGGCCGUCCACGCAGGCGUCGAGGCUGUACUGGAGCCGAGACCUGACCGGUUUGAUUACGAUACGGCUUCAAAUGAGAAGCAUGAAAUUUCCCUAAAAUCUGCGAAUUCAAAUCAGUAACCUCAUAGGUAGUAUGACUAAUGAUAUUGCUAAUCUGGUAGGGUCCUUCACGCUUAUUCAUGAACUGCUUCGUUCUACCUUUGGCGGCAUCACUUAACAAGUGCAUAGAGAGAAGGACUAGAUCACCUACUUGGUAACUGGGACCAGAUAACCGACUUUUGUCGGAUUGCAACUUCCUAUCAUCUUUAUGAUAUUCAGCGUAAGGCAUUGGGUCUCCCCCUGGUGUGAAGACAUCCUCAUUGCACUGCAGAAGAGUAGCUAGGCGGUCACGCUCGGGAGGGUACAGCAUAGUUUCCUCGUUUUCUCUUAAAAAAUCAACAGCGGAACAAGGCGUGAGGUCACCGGAAUACUCGAACUCCAAUGGAAAAACUCGUUCAAAACCUUGGUAGCGCCAUGUCGAAGUAUCGAAGUCGAAGGCUAAACCAGCUGCUACUAAAAAGUCUACACCCAAUAAUGUGGCAUUAUCCUGAGCGUCCGGGAAUGCGACGAAUUCUAUGAGAAUCAUCUUACCCGGUAAUAACUUCACAUCAAGUGUCCUUGACAGCAUUUGUCGUGUUUGCAUUGAACCAUCGGCGAGCUUAACACGCAUAGAACUAGAGAAGAAAAGGCUGGUUAUGCUGUUGCAGUAAGGCGUAGAGUGAAGAACCGGCAACAGUUAAUUUGGCUGCGGUGUCGAUUAAACCCCUACCUCGGAUUCCUAAAAUCUCUAUACCUAAAAUAGGUCGUCGCGCGUUGCCAUUUUGCGAAGAAGUUACAGACGAAAAGGUGACAGAACUAUGACCAUUAAAAUUUGGCGCGGUGGGUGUCUAUUGUUUUCUUGGGCGCCUCGCUCGCUCUAUUAUUUGCCCAUUUUUGUCUCGCUCUAUUAUGACUCGCUCCCGCUCUCGUACGCCAAAUCAAAGACCACGAGGACCAAUCUUCAAAAUAAAAUAUUUACAAUUUAACUUAUUUCUACGUUUAGCCUAUUUCUAUUAACAACUUAUUUGUAUUUAGUUGGACAUUCUCUAUUUCUAUUUAUUUGUCACGGACAUCCUCUUAUUUUAUAAUAUUUUUAACAUAUCUUAACUAUUCCUAAUCAUCAUGUCCGUCGCGAACAUUUUAAUACCAAAUUCCUGGUUUUGUCCCGAAAAAAUAAUGGUCGCCCUACUCGGUGACGGACCACGUGACGUUUUACAUUUAUUUCUAUUAUUUACGAUGCACUGAUUAUCACAAAAUUCACUAGGAGAUACUGAUUUAAAUUCGCUAGGUACAUGAGGGCGGUUAAAACACUCCCCCUGCUUAACAGGACGAGAUAAGGAUGUAAACAAGGCAUAUCGUCGGAACGCGGCGAAUUUGAAUCAAUUUGUUUAUCAACAUGUUUACGAGACGAGUUUACAUUACAUUUACGGGCAAAAUUAUUAUUUCCGGGAGGUGUACUUACAUUAGUACAUGAUACCAAACUUGGCUGAGCAGUGUGUAGCGAUGACUUAACAUAAUUUGGGCGCUCAGUAUGAACACUACUGGAUAAACACAAGUCAGGUACAGCCCCAGUAAAAACCAUAGGUAAACUUUCAAAAUUACACAUCUGGGUGGACGGCUUACCAACAUCUGUGUGCUUAGUGCGAGUUUUCUAACAUUCUCGAUAGCGUAUAAGAUAGCUCAUAUUUGUAUGGAAUGGGAUCGUUUGCGUACGUUUGCCGCUAGGGGCGCUGUUCCAACUGCAUACAAAAUUGGGUAAACUUUUACGCUAUCCAGAUCGUUAAAGAACUCGCACUAAGCACACUGAGGUCUCAGCGGUCGUUGUACUUCGCGAUCGCGUUCGCGGUAUUUGAAUGAAGUCGACCGCGGUAAAAUUUGAACUACACUUGGAACAAUUAGAACGUAUUACUCCGCUCGCGCCGCUGCGCCGCAACCGUAACAUUUAUUUUUUACUCUACUAACUACGUUAUCGUUACUAUCAUUCGCGGUUUGUUUUGAUAACAAUUUUCGACACUGAUCACGCGUUUUCUUUUUCCUACCUAAGCUGAUAGCCUUGAGAGGCUAUUUCACCGGAACCUUAACUAGUAGGUGAGCUCGCGGGGCUCAAACCUGACGAUGUUGCUAACACGAACCCUAGCAAGAGCCGUGCUUCGCAGAACCUACCACCGGAUCGGAAACGCGACCCACUGAGAAGAUCCGGCGAGAAACUCAGUGGGCUGUGUCUAUGGGUUAAUUUACUCGUCGAGCACUUCGUCGCAAGCGAGGACGGUGACGGUGCUUAAGGUACCUAGAAGCACCGCUAAUGGAUCGAUACAUUUUUUUUUUAUUGCCCUUGUAGGCAGAGGAGCAUACGGCCCACCUGAUGGUGAGUGGUUACCGUCGCCCAUGGACUUCAGCAAUGCCAGGGGCAGAGCCAAGCCGCUGCCUACCGCUAAAAUCAAGAGAUAUAACAAUUCAGUGCCUUUUUCAUGUCAACAUCAAAGUACAUAACAUGUAUUAUAUAAGAUGAAUGUAAAUCUAGAGGUGUCAGUUACCACAUAUUAUGGUCUGAUCCGGUAGAAUUCGUACAAUUGUGCGCGUAAAUGCUUCCCUUCGAAUAUCAAUAACACUAAUUAUUCUUGAUGUUCUGUUAUUUCUAUUUAUUAUGUAUUCUAUUAUAUUUAGUUUAUUCUAAUUAUUAUAAGAGGAUUAGUGAUAAGAAAGACGAUAGUUGUGAUUUUCGUGUAACUAAGUUAUUGAAUAAAUACGUUUGGUAAUAAUAUUGAA